AUGGUUACCGGUGUUACUGGCUUUGUCGGAUCUCACGUAGCGAAAGCCCUGCUCGAACGCGGAUACAGAGUCCGCGGGACCCUCCGAGAUUUAGAAAAGGCUGCCUGGCUUGUUAACAAUGUCUUCAAGGAUUAUGCCGACACUGGCAGAUUUGAGUUAUGCUACGUCCGUGUUAUAGCGGCUGUUGACGCCUAUGAUGAGGCUAUCCAGGGCGUCUCGGUUGUCGCUCAUGUUGCGAGUAUCCUUACCAUGGAUCCAGACUCGACAAAGGUUAUUCCAGCAACUGUCGCUGGCGCUACCUCAAUCUUGAAUGCAUCAAUGAAGGAGCCAUCAGUCAAAUCCUUCGUAUAUACAAGCUCUCUCGGCGCCGCAACAAUGCUUGCGCCCGUAGCUGCGGAGAAGGCGUUGUGGAAAUUUGCUGGAGAGCAGCGGCCGCAUUUUACAAUCAGCUCUGUGGGGCCUUCAGUCAUUAUAGGAGAGGCGCUCAACAAAGCUCAUAACGAAGGCGACGGGGCUUGGAUCAGGACUCUGUAUGACGGCAAUACUGCUUUCUGGGAUUCAAUGCCUGCUAUAUACGCCGUUGAUGUCAAGGAUGUGGCUGUGAUUCAUGCUGCAGCCCUCUUGGAUCCAGAAGUCACGAACGCGCGCCUCCAUGCCUGGGGCCACAAAUGCAACGCCAAUGAUCUUUUAGUUGUUAUGCGACAACACUUUCCUGAACGCGAGUUUAUCGAUGAUCUAGCAUAUCAGACUGUACUACAUAUCUCCGCCGACUUCAGCGAGCCUCUUGCGCUGUUGAAGAAAUGGGCAGAUCAGGAUGGAUGGAGGUCAUUGGAAGAUUCUGUUGUGGAAAACGUGAACAGCAUUAUAAAUUUGGCAUAA
Molecule: messenger RNA, 879 nt
Organism: Trichoderma gamsii
Lineage: Eukaryota; Fungi; Ascomycota; Sordariomycetes; Hypocreales; Hypocreaceae
Exons: 3
Coding region: 1-879 (292 amino acids)
Biological process (GO): steroid biosynthetic process
Molecular function (GO): 3-beta-hydroxy-Delta5-steroid dehydrogenase (NAD+) activity
Source: RefSeq, a predicted model, not a curated record